This is a messenger RNA of Fusarium redolens, 2062 nucleotides long. RefSeq lists its product as uncharacterized. The transcript has a single exon. Lineage: Eukaryota; Fungi; Ascomycota; Sordariomycetes; Hypocreales; Nectriaceae. Bases 354 to 2030 code for a protein of 558 amino acids. The record is from RefSeq and is a predicted model, not a curated record. Gene Ontology annotation, molecular function: flavin adenine dinucleotide binding; N,N-dimethylaniline monooxygenase activity; NADP binding.
UUGUCGCGUAUGAUAAGGUUCUCCCCGCACUUUGCAACGGUUCGUUACUUCGUCCAAACUUGUGAUUGGGUGGGAAUGUUCCACUAUCGAAGCCACCAUCGUAAAAGGAAAGUUAUAUCUGGUGGCAAAACAUGUCGCUUUUCACUGUGUGAUAGCAUGAUAGGAAAGUCGAGCAGACUAUCCUGUUCAGGUCAUUGGUUGAGAAGAAACGUGAAGGCAACUCCGACAUGGCAUGAUCGAAUCAUUACUCUCAAGAUAUAUAGAUACCGUCUAACGUUGACACUUUGCACCAAGCUGAAGCAACAAGACAAACCGAUACACCGUCACUCAUCGCCUUAUCCACACUAUCAGCAAUGGGUUCUGUACCUCAGUCUACCAGCACUUUCGACGUCCUCAUCCUGGGCGCAGGCCUCUCCGGUCUGUGCUCACUCUAUCAACUCAAGAAGCGCUUCCCAGAAUGGCGUAUCAGGGUUCUUGAUGCCGCCCCCGACGUUGGAGGCACAUGGUACUGGAACUCUUACCCCGGAUGCCGAUUCGACUCAGAGUCGUUGUCUUACUGCUUCUCGUUUGACAAGGAGCUUCUCGAUGAGUGGCACUGGAAGGAGGCCUUUUCGCCACAGCCAGAGACUCACAAGUACAUCACCUAUUUCGCCGAGAAGCACAAUCUCAAGAAGGAUGUUCAGUUCAACACCACUGUUACAAAGGCUACAUGGAGUGAGUCUGAUCACACAUGGACCUUUGUUGAUGAAGCUGGUAACGAAUACGUCUCCACGUUCCUCAUCAGCUGCAUGGGUUUCCUAUCCGCACCCACUCUUCCCGCGAUCGAAGGCAUUGAAGACUUCAGCGGCAAGCUAUUCCACACUUCUCGCUGGCCCAAGGACCUUGACAUCACGCGCGACUUUGUGGGCAAGAAAGUUGGAGUAAUCGGCACCGGCGCAACAGGUAUCCAGAUCACCACUGCUGUCUCCAAGGUUGAAGGCGUGGAGUCUCUCAGCGUCUUCCAACGCACAGCCAACUGGUCCGCUCCUCUUCGCAACUCUGAAAUCACCAUUGAGCAAAUGGCCGAGCACAAGAAAAACUAUGACAACAUCUUCAAAAUUUGUGAUACGAGCUCAUCUGGUUUCAUGCAUCAUGGCGACCCUCGAAAGUCACUUGAGGUUUCGGAGGAAGAGCGUCUAGAGCUUUGGGAGAAGCUCUAUGACACACCUGGUUUUGGAAAGUGGCUGGGCGUGUUCUCCGAUACCUACACAGAUCGAUACGCCAACAGUUUGUAUUCCAACUUCAUGGCUGAGAAGAUCAGACAACGAGUUAAUGACCCUGCUAUUGCGGAGAGCUUGAUUCCCAAGAACCAUGGUUUCGGCACGCGCCGAGUCCCUAUGGAGAGUGGUUACUUCGAGGCCUUCAACAAGCCAAAUGUUCAUCUUGUUGAUCUCCAAAAGUCGCCUAUUGAUCGUGUCACACCAUCAGGCAUCUUGACUUCAGAUGGAAAAGAGCACAAGCUCGACAUUCUAAUCUGCGCUACUGGCUUCAACGCCAUCACCGGUGCCUUCAGUGCUAUCGACUGGCAUGGAAAGAAGAACCGACCAUUGAUCGCAACUAGCGAUAGCCCCAAGGGCGACCAAGCAGUUUGGGUUGACCAUCGACCCCGAACAUUCCUAGGCAUCACUGUUCCCUCGAUGCCCAACAUGUUCAUGGUUCUCGGCCCUCAUCAGCCUUUCGGCAACGCUACCCGCAACAUUGAACACGGUGUGCAAGCUAUUUCGGAUAUGCUGCAGUACUGCAAGGAUAAUGGCUACACAUCUGUUGAGCCGACAGAAGACGCUGUUGAGCAAUGGACCGAGCAUGUGGUGAAGUGCAGUGAGAGUCAAGUUCUCAUGAAUGAGAUUGAUAGUUGGAUGACAGGUGUGAACAAGAACGUCAAGGGUAAAAAUGUUAGGAGUGUUGCACGAUACAGUGGUAGCAUUGGAGAGUAUCGAAGGCGAUGCGAGGAGGUUAAGAAGUCGGGCUACAAGGGUCUUGUUUUCGCAUAGAUAGAGGUAAUCAAAAUUCAUUUCAUUUGCAC